AUGUCCAAUACCAAAUCAUUCAAGCCUGAGUUCCCCGCAGAUGCAGGGUCAAAAGAGUAUGCGGUGUCUCUCGACGCAGCAGACCCUCUGGCUUCAUUCCGUGAAAAGUUCAUUAUCCCUUCCAAAGCAAACAUCCAGAGCAAGAAGCUUGCAAAGCCUGGUCUUUCAUCAGAGUCGUGUAUUUACUUCUGUGGCAACUCUCUCGGUAUUCAACCGAAAGCCACAUCAAGGUAUCUGGAAGCACAGCUGGACACCUGGUCAUCAAUCGGUGUUGCCGGUCAUUUCGUAGACCUCGAGGACUCCCCUCUAAGGCAAUGGCAAUUACUGUCGGAACAAGCCGCAGGGUCGAUGAGUAAGAUCGUUGGAGCACAAGCAGAAGAAGUUGCAGCAAUGGGAACCCUAACAGCGAACCUCCAUCUCUUACUCGCAAGCUUCUAUAAGCCGACCGCGACAAAACAUAAAAUCUUGUUAGAUUGGAAGGCUUUCCCCAGUGAUCAUUACGCCAUUGAAUCCCAUCUUGCCUGGCAUGGUCUCAACCCAGAGCAAUCCAUGGUGCUGAUUGGCCCUGAUGAGGGUGAAUACGAGAUCUCCACGGAAAAGAUCCUGUCUUACAUUGACCAGCACGCUGAAACUGCAGCUCUCCUUCUUUUGCCAGGAAUCCAAUACUACACUGGACAGCUCUUCGACAUCCAGAAGAUCACGGCAUAUGCACAGUCACGGAAUCUUAUAGUUGGGUGGGAUCUAGCACAUGCGUACGGUAACAUCGAUGUGAAACUGCAUGACUGGAAUGUUGAUUUUGCAGUCUGGUGCACAUAUAAGUACGGUAAUGCCGGCCCGGGGGCAAUAGGAGGUCUUUUCGUGCAUGAAAGACACGGCCGUGUUGAUUAUAGUGAAGGAGAAGAUGCACCGAAGUUCAGACAUCGCCUGACCGGAUGGUAUGGUGGCGAUAGAAGCGUGAGAUUCAAGAUGGACAAUAAGUUCAAGCCGAUCCCUGGAGCAGGGGGUUUCCAGCUUUCGAAUCCGUCAGCUAUUGAUCUUGCAUCUCUCUGCGCCUCUUUGUCUGUUUUUGAUGAGACAUCCAUGGCUGAUCUGCGCAAGAAAUCAAUUAUGCUGACAGCCUAUCUGGAACACCUCUUACUAAAGGAUACCACUGACGAAACACGCCUUUUCAGCAUUAUCACACCAGCAGACCCAAACUCAAGAGGAGCGCAACUCAGUCUCUUACUGAAGCCUGGCUUGUUGCAGGGCGUCGCCCAGAAGUUGCAAGAAGGGGGAAUAGUUUGCGACAAGAGAGAGCCUGGUGUUGUCCGCGUUGCCCCUGCUCCCCUAUAUAACACUUUCACCGACGUAUGGAUGUUCGUGAAUUACUUCAAGGCUGCGCUGGACGAACCCCAGCUGAAGAACUGA
Messenger RNA from Aspergillus alliaceus, 1407 nucleotides. Its product is annotated as kynureninase. Gene Ontology annotation, molecular function: kynureninase activity; pyridoxal phosphate binding. The transcript is spliced from 4 exons. Gene Ontology annotation, biological process: NAD+ biosynthetic process. The record is from RefSeq and is a predicted model, not a curated record. NCBI's taxonomy places the organism in Eukaryota, Fungi, Ascomycota, Eurotiomycetes, Eurotiales, Aspergillaceae. Gene Ontology annotation, cellular component: cytoplasm. The coding region runs from base 1 to 1407 and encodes 468 amino acids.